CUUCUUCAAAAUGGCUUUGCAUACUCCUCCCACCUCUCACCUCCACUUCCAGAUUCGCCGUCAAAACCUCUCCCGCAUCCGUUAUCGACUCCCCUAUUCGCCGCCGCCAAAUCUCACCUUCAGCGUCCCUCCCUCGCACUCCCUCCGCGUUUCUCUUCGUCAUCACUCCAUUACUCCAUUAUGCAGAUGUGCAUCAGUUACGUCUUCGGAUUCUUUCGAUUCGGAUUCGGAUCAAGACUAUGCUUCUCAACCACAUCAGAUCCCUCAACAAAAUAAGGUUGCUUUUUUGGAGCUCCUGAAGAAAUCAAGUUCGUUUUUGCCUCAUGUAACCAUCGCCAGUACGCUGUUGGCUCUUGUCUUUCCACCCUCUUUCACAUGGUUUACAAACAGGUACUAUGCACCGGCAUUGGGUUUCUUGAUGUUUGCAGUUGGGGUUAAUUCCAGUGAAAAGGAUUUUCUUGAAGCUUUCAAGAGACCAGCGGCUAUAAUUGCUGGUUAUAUUGGCCAAUUUGUUGUCAAGCCUCUUCUUGGAUAUGUUUUUGGCAUUAUCUCAGUAUCAUUAUUUGGUCUUCCAACUCCAGUAGGUGCGGGGAUUAUGUUGGUAUCUUGUGUUAGUGGCGCCCAGCUCUCAAACUAUGCUACUUUUCUUACCGACCCGCCAAUGGCUCCUCUAAGCAUUGUCAUGACAUCGUUGUCUACUGCUACUGCUGUAUUUGUUACACCGUUCUUAUCGCUUCUGCUCAUUGGAAAGAGACUGCCAGUUGAUGUAAAGGGAAUGAUAUCCAGCAUACUGCAGAUUGUAGUUACACCAAUUGUUACAGGCUUGCUUUUGAAUAGGUUUCUUCCCCAAAUAUGUAAUGCUAUUCGCCCAUUUCUGCCUCCGCUAUCAGUAUUAGUAACAGCGUGUUGUGUUGGAGCACCACUUGCCAUUAACAUCGAGUCUGUUCUGUCUCCUUUUGGAUUAACCAUUUUGUUGAUUGUUACCACAUUUCAUUUGAUGGCAUUUAUAGCUGGGUAUUUUCUUACCGGCAUAGCUUUUUAUGGGGCACCUGAUGUUAAACCAUUACAAAGAACACUAUCCUACGAGACAGGAAUGCAAAGCAGUCUUCUGGCCCUUGCACUUGCUAAUAGAUUUUUCCAAGAUCCACUUGUGGGAGUUCCUCCAGCAAUAUCUACUGUGAUCAUGUCUUUGAUGGGUUUCUCCCUUGUCAUGGUUUGGACCAAAAGAAAAGAAUAAAUUCAGGUAGAUCUCAAAGUGGAUGUCUUGCAUACGACUCGGAGUAUGAAUUGAUAAAGAUUUUGGAGUACAACAACUUCAAAUUCUACCUUCUCCUUUAUGCCUCAUUUUUACUGAUGAGAGUUUUCUUUCAAUAGAUUGUACUCUGUAUCAACUCAUUUUGUAUACAGCCUAGUGUCUCUUAAGUUUGACUGAAUAUAUAUAGAGACGUCAAAGUGUCUUUCAUAAGAACGGGUUUCCUAAGCCUAGAUCUAAAUAGAUGGCGGAAUUGGAAUUGGAAUUGGAAUUGGAAUGGGAAUGGGUACCAACCCAAAAGAGCCCAAAGGAAACAGAAACAGAACAAAGUCAACAAACAAAGAGCUUUAGAAGAAACUAUCCAUCCAGGACUCAAAGGCUUAAGCACGAACAAACUACCUUAUCCAAUACAAACAAGUCCUCAAAUCUCUGACCGAAGUUCUAGUUAUUCUCACUCCCACAGCUUCAAAGCUUACACUGAAAAUCUUUAAACAAAACCCUGAACCCAGAAGGCUAUGAACUCCUUGCUUCAUCUCCCUAAACCCCAUUUCCCUCCAACCUUCCCUACACACCCAAAGCGCCGAACCCAACUCUCAAAGUCCCUUAGUCUCAAUGACCCCAAAACCAUGGCGGGUCUACUCGGGGCGGGUCUGACGCUGACCCUGACCGUUAUGGCACCCGCCUCAGCCGCUGAGUUACCGUUACUGGAUUCUCUGCAGCUCAGUGAACCUGCCAAUGCCCUCUCCCUGCCUACCUGGGCCAUACACGUGUCCAGUGUCGUUGAGUGCAAUGGUGUUGGUGUGGCAGUAUGGUGAAAAGUCCGGGUUCGAAUCGUGGAAAGGGCUGGCUUGGGGUAUGGUAUUGGUGGCUCUUCAAGCAGCCCUGACUGUUAUAGGCAACACCACAAUGUGUUUUGCUGCAUAUCGUAUUUACAGAUCAACUGAAGAACGCUCCAAGCUUUGAAGUUGCUACAGAACAGACAAAUCUCUUCCAGUUCUAGCUUCAGUCAGGUGCCUAAGGAAAGAAAGCAAUUUGUUCAUCAGGGUAGCAAGGUUUACAUUUUGAAGAAGAAGAAGUACAGGUUUAUAAAAUCAACCAUAGUAGUCGGUGCGCUUGAGGCAAGAACCAGGAUUUUCACAGUAACAAACACUGAAUAUAAUAUCGAUUUGACUUCAUUUCAUCAUUUGCACGUGAAGAUGGCAUUCCUUUGUACUGAUGAAAAACUGUUGGAGUCUCUUGUUCAGGUGUCACCGUGUUGUGGCCACAAUUCUUCGCAUGAGAAUGAGAAUUAUGAUCUAGCUAGGCUUUAUUCAUUGUGGUGUUGUAAUUGUUUUUUAUGGUCUUCUCUCAAUGUAGUUCUUUCGUGUAGUGUUGAAACUUAAAAUUGAUU
Argentina anserina (silverweed cinquefoil) is the source of this 2642-nucleotide messenger RNA. RefSeq names its product probable sodium/metabolite cotransporter BASS6, chloroplastic. The coding region runs from base 11 to 1237 and encodes 408 amino acids. The record is from RefSeq and is a predicted model, not a curated record. NCBI's taxonomy places the organism in Eukaryota, Viridiplantae, Streptophyta, Magnoliopsida, Rosales, Rosaceae. The transcript is spliced from 10 exons. Gene Ontology annotation, cellular component: membrane.